Messenger RNA from Drosophila bipectinata, 1833 nucleotides. It is a transcript of the gene qsm, whose product is annotated as Zona pelucida superfamily protein qsm. The record is from RefSeq and is a predicted model, not a curated record. Lineage: Eukaryota; Metazoa; Arthropoda; Insecta; Diptera; Drosophilidae.
GAGUCAGUUGCCUGGCGACUAGCGAACCGCUUGGACGUGCUCGUCGGUAGUCUCGAUUUGUGAGUUUCCCCUAACAUAUUGUUAGCCAAGUUAGUCGACAACGACGACGUAGACGACGACAAAUCCGAAAUUUUUUGGGAAAUGCUGCUUUCAAUGCAAAUGUGGCGCUCUCUGUGUCUGGCGGCCCUCUUCUGUGGAUUAGCCCAGGCCAAAGGCUCCCACAAGGUGCACUGCUCCGAGGACCAGAUGAGGGUCGACAUUGGCCUGCCGGAACCGGAGGGCAAGGACCAGACCGCCCCUCAGAUCUAUCUGGAGGGACUCAAGGGCUAUCCGGAUGUGCGUUGCCAGCCUCAAAUCGAUGGAUCUCUGGCAGUGUUCCGGUUGUCACUUAGUGACUUUUACGAGUGCGGGGUCACCAGGAUGGUUAACCAGCUAACGGGAAAGAAGGUGUACUACCAUAAAAUUAUUAUAGAGUCUGCUAACAGCAAGGAGAUCGUCAGCGUUAAAUGCAUCACUACAAGCAGUCCCGCCUAUAAUGUCAUGAUGAAUGCCACCACCAGCUCCAGCUCCAGCUCCAACGGACGCGGCUUGGUCAAGCGGGAUGUGCUGCCGGCGGGUUUCCAGGAACCUGAAGACCUGGAGAUCACCACCUCGCUGACCAAGCGGGCCCCAGAACCCAGGCUCUCCAUUGGAGUUAGCCAGGAUGGCCAGAAGUUCACCAGGGAUUUGACUGUUAAAUCGGGAACCCCCUUGACCAUGGAAAUCAAUCUUGACGAGGACUCGGCUCCGGUUUAUGGCUUGGGAGUAAAUUAUCUUGAUGUGACUGAUACACACACCUCCUCGGAGACCUUGAUCUUCAAGGGUUGCACUGUGGAUCCUUAUCUGUUUGAGAACUUCAACACCAUUGACGGAGACAUUCUGAGCGCCAAGUUCAAGGCCUUCAAGUUCCCAGACUCCUCCUACGUCCAGUUCCGGGCCACGGUCAAUGUCUGCUUGGACAAGUGCCUGGGCACCCAGUGCUCCAACAACCAGGUGGGCUUCGGCCGUCGCAAGAGGGAGAUCAAUGCAAAUGCGGCGAAUAAGGUCUACGAGAUCUCGGUGGCCAUGUUCCUGCAGGUGCAGGACAUCGAGGGCGUUAACAAGAAUGAGGUACUGCAAUUGGAGGAGAAGCUUCAGGAGCUGAAGCUGGCCAACCAGCGCCUGGCCAGAAACAGUCGCGGCAACUUUGCUAGCAGCGCUGUGGAUCAGUCCCCGGCCAGCGCACUGCCCGCCUUCGUGGUGGACGAGCGGGAGUUGGGGCAACUCACCUCAGGAUCGGGAUCUGGAUCUGGAUCGAUGGGCCUUUCACUCCUCCUCUGGACGCUGCUGGGUGCCCUGAGUUGGCGGCUGAUGUAAAAGAAGAAGUUGUAAAUCAAGUAAAGCUCUCGAGAUGUGGACGGAGGAAUGCUAAUCAGGUCGGAAUUGCGUGCAGUGGCAAUGAACGAAGGAGGGAAUAUUAAUGUACUACCUAACUACUAAUAUAUACCUAUACUUGAUGUAACUGCCAUUUACAGAACGUAAUUAACUUUAAAUGUAUUCGUAGCAUAAGUUUUCUACGACUUAUGGCAGGAGGCAUUGCGACAAACAAACAAAAAAUAUACAGAAAACAGUGAUUCUUAAAAAAAAUACACAACACUUAUAAAUAUAUAUAAAUACAUAUAUUGGAGAACUUGAUGAAGAACUCGGUCUAACUCAUAAGCACCUACUAGUCUCCUAAGUGUAACUGUUAAGCUAAUUUAAUUAACGUCUAAACUAAUCGAAUUAAUUGAUUAAACUUAACUCUGAUCAAAAGUA